UGGAACCAGGGGCAGGACUUGUGUCCAAAUCGGAGUAGAGGAAAUCAAAGCACCGGGGGACAGGGAGUCAGCGGGCACACAGGCAGGCCGUACCCACAGUUACCUCCAUCGUCUCAAAGCUUUCUCCUCGGUCACAAUGAUCAAGUGCGCGCAGGGGGUGUUGUAUCUCUCGGUUCUGGUGACGUUCGCCGCCUGCAACGCUCCUCCGGUACCGUUAGACGACAUCCUCAUUGAGAAAACCUCCGUGCCAGAGCAGUGUGUGCGCGCGGUCAAAGUGGGAGAUUUUGUCAGGUAUCACUACAUCGGCACGUUUCCAGACGGCAACAAGUUCGACUCCAGUUAUGACCGUGGCAGCACGUACAAUGUCUUUGUUGGCAAGAAGCAGCUGAUUGAAGGGAUGGACAAAGCUCUCGUGGGAAUGUGUGUCAACGAGAGAAGACUGGUGAAGAUCCCACCUCAACUCGCCUACGGAAAACAAGGCUACGGUGACAUUAUCCCUCCUGACUCCAUCCUCCACUUUGACGUCCUGCUCCUCGAUGUGUGGAGCCCCGAGGAUGGCGUCCAGACAAACACUUACCACACGCCCUCCGUCUGCUCCAGAAAGGUGGAAGUGUCUGACUACGUCCGUUACCACUAUAACGGCACCCUGCUGGACGGGACCCUCUUUGAUUCCAGCCACACCCGCAUGAGGACCUAUGACACUUACGUCGGGAUUGGCUGGCUGAUCGCCGGUAUGGAUCAGGGUCUUCUGGGAAUGUGUGUUGGAGAGAGGCGCAUCAUCACUAUGCCCCCAUCGCUUGGGUAUGGAGAGAAUGGAGAUGGCAGUGACAUCCCAGGACAGGCUUCCCUGGUGUUUGAUGUUGUCCUGUUGGACCUCCACAAUCCCAGAGAUGGGAUCACAGUGACUAACCAAGUGGUGCCCGAGUUCUGCACGAGGAAGACCGUUUCUGGAGACUUUGUGCGCUACCACUACAACGGCAGCCUUCUGGAUGGGUCAUUUUUCGAUUCUAGCUACUCUCGUAAUCGUACCUACGACACAUACGUGGGUCGAGGCUACGUGAUCGCCGGCAUGGAUGAGGGCCUGAUCGGAGUCUGCAUUGGGGAGAGACGCACCAUCACCAUCCCCCCGCAUCUCGGUUACGGAGAGGAGGGCACAGGCACAAAGAUCCCAGGCUCAGCAGUGCUGGUGUUCGACGUCCACAUCAUCGACUUCCACAACCCCUCGGACAACACUGAGAUCACCGUCACUUUCAAGCCAGACGAGUGUGACAGGCAAACUAAGAAGGGAGACUUUGUUAAAUACCACUACAAUGCCUCUCUGAUGGACGGCACAUCCAUCGACUCCACGUAUAAUUAUGGAAAGACAUACAACAUAGUCCUGGGAGCAAACCAGGUGGUCCCGGGGAUGGAGGAUGGACUCAUGGACAUGUGUGUGGGAGAGAGAAGACACCUUGUUAUUCCUCCUCAUCUGGGCUAUGGGGAGAGGGGAGUCACUGGUGAGGUUCCAGGCAGUGCCGUGCUGGUGUUUGACAUCGAGCUGGUUGACAUGGAGGAAGGACUUCCUGAAGGCUACAUGUUCAUCUGGAACGACGAGGUGUCUCCAGACCUCUUCUCUGAGAUGGACAAAAACAGCGACAAAGAGGUGGAGCCCUCUGAGUUCACAGACUACAUCAUGCGGCAGGUGACCGAGGGUAAAGGUCGCCUGGCUCCUGGCUUUGAUCCUUACCGCAUCAUUGACAACAUGUUCUCCAACCAGGACCGCAACGGUGACGGAAAGAUCACAGAGGCAGAGUUCAAACUUAAAGCCGAUGAGGCUGCUGCCCACGACGAGCUAUGACGUGCUUUAUAGCGCGAGGGUAUAAGGCAAAGGGUCAGAUAGUUGGGGAAAUGGGGACUGAUAGUAAAUUUGUGGGUGGUAGAGUAGCUGCAGAUGGGUUUGUAUGUGUAAAGUGUGGAGGGGGAAAUGGGCUGACAGAAAUUUUGUGGACUUAGAUGAUAGAGUUACAGGACAUCUCGUCCAUGAAGUGCCAAUUGAGUCUGAGAAGAAAUAACGAGUAUGUAGGAUUUAGAAAAAAAUUUGAGGACUACAAUGGAAAUGAAUGAAUUUUUUAACCUCCUUUCUCAUCAAAGGGUAUAAAAGCACUUCUGUGAGAGAGAACAAACAAGUGCCUAGCUCCACUUCGUCUAGAUUAAAAACUCUUUUGACUUUACAGACUUUUAUUUUCUUAUUUUCUACUCACUGUUUGUCCAGACUGUCUUGACAGGAGCACCGAGUUAUUCGUAAUUAACUGUGAUACACUGUGAUGGAAGAAAGGUUCUUACUCAGAGCUGCCGCUGUUUUUAAAAGUGAAAAAUAAUAGGGUUUUAUUUCCUUUAUUUACAUUCAACACCUACCACUGUUUCACUUUUAAAUGUCAGCCCACCUUCUGUGUUUUCAGCCGUUAAAAUCAUCCAGUCACCCUCCAGCUGUCAGGUCUGAAACCUCCAUUGCUUCACUCGUUUUUGGUCUACUGUUUGUUCCUUCGCUUGUUUCGGUCUUCUCUGGAUGUCUGGUGCGGAAUUUGUGUGCAAGUGUGUGCGUGUGUGUGCAAGAGUGAGACAGAGCUAUGCAAAUAGAGGUUUUUUUUCUAUUACUUUUACAUUCAGGAGAACACUAAGGCUUGAUGUCGCCUGUAUCAGCUGAAAAUUUCAAUCGAUUAAAUGAC
Messenger RNA from Pelmatolapia mariae (spotted tilapia), 2705 nucleotides. RefSeq names its product FKBP prolyl isomerase 9 (gene fkbp9). The record is from RefSeq and is a predicted model, not a curated record. Bases 137 to 1837 code for a protein of 566 amino acids. NCBI's taxonomy places the organism in Eukaryota, Metazoa, Chordata, Actinopteri, Cichliformes, Cichlidae. Gene Ontology annotation, molecular function: peptidyl-prolyl cis-trans isomerase activity; calcium ion binding. Gene Ontology annotation, cellular component: endoplasmic reticulum. The transcript is spliced from 10 exons.